AUGGAUAACCUCUGCUAUCAAACGGCACAUGCGGCUGAAAGAUCGCCUACAUAUAAAAAGGCUCUCAAGUCCCACAAACCUAAACACUGGGAUGAGUUCAAGAAAGAACGGAACUUAGUCUCUCGUCUCGUCAAACAAUCUCACAGUAGUUAUCUGAAUGACGUUAUUGGCGCAAGCUUAGAUACCAAUCCAAAGAAAUUCUGGUCGUAUGUACGUACAAGUAAAUCUGAGAGCUCUGGCAUACCUUUAUUAAAAUUCAACGACAAAUUAUGUGUUUCUGAUAAAUCAAAAGCUGACGCCCUUAACUUCCAGUUCCAUUCAGUAUUCACCCGUGAGAAUGCUCCAAUUCCAAAUAAAGGUCAAUCUCCAUACACCUCCAUCUCAGAUUUGAUAAUCAACUCCCAAGGUGUUGCCAAGCAACUCUCUGAACUUAACCCA
Molecule: messenger RNA, 438 nt
Organism: Paramuricea clavata
Lineage: Eukaryota; Metazoa; Cnidaria; Anthozoa; Malacalcyonacea; Plexauridae
Source: the annotation of a GenBank genome assembly